Dromaius novaehollandiae (emu) is the source of this 2694-nucleotide messenger RNA. RefSeq names its product cell division cycle associated 7 like (gene CDCA7L). Gene Ontology annotation, biological process: regulation of DNA-templated transcription. Bases 249 to 1694 code for a protein of 481 amino acids. The record is from RefSeq and is a predicted model, not a curated record. Gene Ontology annotation, cellular component: nucleus. The transcript has 10 exons. NCBI's taxonomy places the organism in Eukaryota, Metazoa, Chordata, Aves, Casuariiformes, Dromaiidae.
GGCCGCGCAGGCGCUGCACGUCCCCUGGCCCCGCGGAGGGAGGCCCCGGCCCGCCGGGGCAGCGCUGGCGGCGGGUGGCGGCCCGGCCCGGCCCCCGCGCCUUUCCCGCCGCCGCCGGGCGGCUCCACCCCGCCGCCUCGCCCGCCUCCCGCUGCCCGCGCAGCCGGCGGCGGCGGCGUCCCGCGCUCCUCCCCGCCCCUCUCCUCCCUCCCGCGCCCCGCAGCAGCCGAGCGGCGGCGGCUGGCGCGAUGGUGCGGCGCGGGCGGCGGCGGCGGCGGGCGGCCGGCCGCGGGGCGACGGCGGUGGUGGCGGCGGGCCCGGCGACGAGGGCGGCGGCGAGCCGCGGCAAGAUACCCAAAGAAGUGGCUGACAUUUUUAAUGCCCCCAGUGAUGAUGAAGAUUUUCUGGGGUUCCAGGAUGAUGCUCCCAUACAGACAUUGUUGUCAGAGGACAGCUGUGAUAGUUUUGAAUUCUUGGAAUCAGGCAAAAAGGAUGUUCGACUUCAGUCCAGAUACCUUACUGAAGAGCUGCAGAAGAUUUUCACUGAAGACACAGACUCUGAAACUGAAGCGUUUGAAGGCUUUGCUUCAAGUGAGGGGGUUGUGAACAAGAAACGAGUUCUGGCAGUAGAGUCAGAUUUGAGCGAUGAAGAACAUGGUAAUUUAUUGGGUAGCGAGGAAGAAGAGGAGGAAGAGGCGAAGAAGAAAUUUUCCCCCAAAAGAAGAAGCUUUGGUCUUCGUGUUGCAUUUCAGUUUCCCACCAGAAAGUCUUCUGAGAAAAAAAUGCCUGAACCAGCUUUUUCCAAGUUACCUUUUAAGGACAAUAAAGACCUCACACCUCUUUCCAAAGAAAGAAGUUCCAAGCGAUGGCACAAACUAGAGGGCUCUGGUUCAGAAUCUGAAGAAGACAUUAAAGAAACACAGGAAGAAAAUUCCAGUGCUCUGCUUAAAAGAGCUAUGAAUAUUAAAGAAAAUAAAGCCAUGCUUGCCCAGCUAUUAGCAGAACUGAAUUCCAUACCCGACUUAUUUCCAGUGAAAACACCCACCUCAACUCCUUCGAAACAGAAGAAAAUCCCAAGGAGGACAUUUUCUGAAGGCCAGAUAGAGCGUCGCAUGAACCCAACCAGAAAUGCCCGUCCACCAGAGAAAUUUGCCUUGGAAAAAUUUACUGUGUCUGCUGCCAAGUUUGCGGAACAUUUCCGUAGCUACAGACAGCAAAACCUCUUGAAGAAAAGACUCAGUGUGGGGGAUUGUGGAGUGCGCAAAAGGAGGAGGUCAUCGAAGUACUCAUCUUACCGUCCUGUAGAGGAUAUUACUGAGGAGGACUUGGACAACAUUGCAAUCACUGUUAAAGACAAAAUCUAUGAUAAAGUUCUAGGUAGUACUUGCCACCAGUGUCGACAAAAGACAAUUGAUACAAAGACAAUCUGUCGUAACCAGGGCUGUGGAGGUGUAAGGGGACAGUUCUGUGGCCCUUGUCUUCGAAAUCGAUAUGGUGAAGAUGUGAAAUCAGCACUGCUAGAUCCAGACUGGAUCUGUCCUCCAUGUCGUGGGAUAUGUAACUGCAGUUACUGUCGCAGGCGUGAUGGUCGCUGUGCCACAGGAAUGCUCAUUCACUUGGCAAAGUUCUAUGGCUACAACAACGUGAAAGAAUACCUUGAAAGUUUACAAAAACAACUGGCAGAUGACAAUUGAGAACACUGAACUCAAGCUGUGCCUGCAACUGGUUAAUAUGUGGACAAGUUUUGACUUUUAAAGGUUAUUACUAUGUUUUAUAUAAGAUAGAAUUGUAGAGUAUAGUAUAUGCAUUUCUGCAUUUAGAAUUUGUUGAUUGAUUGGUCUUACGCAAAAGAUCUCUCAGGAAGACGUCUCAGUAGAGAAAUCUACAUGCAGUACGUUCAUUUAUGCACAGACCUAUACAUCAAGUGGAAUAGCACUCUUGAACCUUGAGUGGUUAAUUUUUAAUAGGGCUACGCAACUAUGUGAUGGAGACUUUUGUAGAUUUGAGCAAUAUUUUUAUUUAUAUGAAUGUGAAAGUCUGCAGAAAGGGUGUUUAACAACUACCUAUAAAGCAUAUCCCCUCUUUAAAAAAACAAAACACAAAAAAACAAAAAAACCCUUGUGUUCCAGACUUGGCCAUAAAGAUUCAGUUUUCCAAUCAUUGCUUUCUGAACUUAUCCCCCCUCCACCCUCUAGUUUAUGGGCCUUGUCCCUGCAAAGAAGGGAGGGGUAUUUUCAUCUGAAUGCUAUUAUAUUCCAGCCAAAGCUGAUGCAACCUAGUAGUGGGAGGAUGACUUUUUUUAUUCCAAAGUGCAAUUAACCACUGAAACAUGAAAGUGGAAGAGUGUUUUGUGUAUUAAAAAAAAAAAAGCUUGUUUUUAUAAGUUUUAUAUUUAAAAAAAUUGGCAAAUUCAUCCCAAUAAAGAAAAAAGAUUGCUCACCAGCAGUUUUUCCAUGUGAAUGCACCUGCUGCCUGAGCCAGCCAUCUUACAGUAAUCAUACCUGGUUUAAAUCAAAAAGUUUCCAGAUUUUUUUUUUUAAAUAUAAUUCUUACUUGGAUUUUUUUUUAAUAUGUGCAGCCUAGUUUUGAGACAACUUUCUUUAAAUGCAACAUGUUUGUAUUGCAGUCUGAUUAUGUUAAAAUUCAUGUAAAAUACGUUUCAUUUUAGAGAGAAUAAAGAAUAAUCAAGAGAAA